ACAAUGAUUCCGAAAACAAAGAUUCCGAAAACAAUGAUUCUGAAGACAAUGAUUCCGAAAACAAUGAUUCUGAAAACAAUGAUUCUGAAAAUAACAGUGAUUCCGAAAAUAGUUCUUAUUCAACAAGCAAUCAGUCAAUAGAACCAGAACUCAUGGGUAUUCUAAUGAAAAAUGUGCAG
This is a messenger RNA of Scutellospora calospora, 179 nucleotides long. Lineage: Eukaryota; Fungi; Glomeromycota; Glomeromycetes; Diversisporales; Gigasporaceae. The record is from the annotation of a GenBank genome assembly.